This is a messenger RNA of Trichechus manatus latirostris (Florida manatee), 1153 nucleotides long. Its product is annotated as zinc finger protein 862. The record is from RefSeq and is a predicted model, not a curated record. Gene Ontology annotation, biological process: regulation of DNA-templated transcription. NCBI's taxonomy places the organism in Eukaryota, Metazoa, Chordata, Mammalia, Sirenia, Trichechidae. The coding region runs from base 296 to 1153 and encodes 285 amino acids. The transcript has 6 exons.
GGCCGUACCUUCCUUGGCAAGUGGCUGCUCUCGUGAUGCUGGGGUGGGUGACCCGCUAAGUAUAGUGAUGACCGACGAUUGCCAACCCAGAGCUGUUCUAUAAGCUUGAGCGAGGGGCAGAGCCAUGGCUUGGAAACAUUCAGGGCCAGAGGAAUCUCCUGAAUUGUCACCCAAGAAAAAACAAGAUGGGCUACACGGAAGAAAUAGAUGUGUAUGAUGCAGCCCAAGAGACUGGACUGUGCCUGCCACCCAGAAGAAAGCCUGUCUUUCCCACUUCUGUGCAGAGAGCGGCAACAUGGAGGUCGAUUGCGCAGGAGAGAGCACACGGCCAGUGAAGCCCCGGUCUAUCCAGAAGUCAUGGUUUGCACAGUUUCCGUGGUUGGUCAUGAAUGAGGAGCAGACGGCUCUGUUUUGCUCUGCUUGCCGAGAAUACCCAUGUGUCAGGGACAAACGGUCAAGGUUAAUAGAAGGUUAUACAGGACCGUUCAAGGUGGAGACUCUCAAAUACCACGCCAAGAGCAAAGCUCACCUGUUCUGUGUCAGUGCCUUGGCUGCAAGGGACCCUGUGUGGGCAGCCCAUUACCAGAGCGUCACAGAUACACCUGGAGAGGUGCUGACCAGCCCAGCACACCUGUUCCCUGUGGAUUAUCCCAUGUCAUACCUUCCUGGGCCUCUGGGAGACUAUGACAAUGUGGCCGGGCUCUUGCCAAGCUCUAGAGCUGAGCUGGGGUAUGCUGCAUUGUAUCUAGAUUGCAUCUCAGAGUUGAGGCAAAAAGAAGUCACUGAUGACAUCCACACGUCCUCAAACAUUGACAUUUUAUUUGAUGACUCUGCCGAAUGCUUCAGUCAGGACCCUUCUGAAGAGGGGCUCCUUGAGGAGGUUCCUGUGGUGUUUGAGGAGCUGCCUGUGGUGUUUGAGGAUGUGGCGGUAUAUUUCACCCGGGAGGAGUGGGGCUUGCUAGACAAGCAGCAGAAGGAACUGUACAGAGACGUGAUGCGGAUGAAUUAUGAGCUGUUGGCAUCACUGGGGCCUGCUGCUGCCAAGCCAGACUUGAUCUCCAAGCUGGAACGUAGAGCUGCGCCCUGGAUCAAGGACCCCAGAGGGCCCAAGUGGGGGAAAGGUCAUCCUCCAGACCCAGCAUUUGUGAAGUAG